AUGGAAAGAGGAUGGAGGGAGAUGUCACCAACAUGUCCUAGAUGUGGCUCAUCCAACACCAAAUUUUGUUACUACAACAAUUAUAGCCUUACCCAACCUAGGUACUUUUGCAAAGGUUGUAGAAGGUAUUGGACCAAAGGUGGGUCCCUCCGAAACGUUCCGGUCGGCGGUGGUUGCCGGAAAAGCCGUCGAUCCCGGCCUUCCACUUUAAGACUAACUAUACCCACCUCAAAUCAAAGAAGUAACGAUACUUCUAUUUAUAGUAACUCUCAUCAUACCCAUCAAGAUGAACUUAAUGGGCAUAGUUCCAACGCUCCUACAAUCGAUCUUGCCGUUGUUUACGCCAAUUUCUUGAACCAAAAACCGCAAAAUUGUACCAAUAAUGAUCAAAUGAUCCAUAAUAUUGAUGAUUUGUCUUGCAUACCCGAUGCUACAACAAUUGUUCCAACAUCCCAAAUCAUUUUACAAAAUAAUGAUCAUGAUUCUUUAUAUUCUCAAGGAGUUCUUCCUUUGCCUGAAUUGAUAAACGAUACAAAUAAUACUUAUUCAGUUAACCAUCAAAAUCAAGUAUUGUUUGGUACUGAAGCAUUAGGGUUACCCAUGUUGCCCGGAGAAUCAUUAAUGAAUCAUGAUCAUCAUCAUGAUGAAGUUGUUCCGCCAUGGUCGGGUAAUUCUACAGUGGUUGGCUUUCAAGAUUUCGGGUCGGAUUCACAAUUAUCUAAUAUGUUUAAUACUACUUGUUGGAGUCCUCUUGAUUUGCCAGGUUUUGAAACUUCUUCUUCAUCUUCUAAGCUUUGA
Messenger RNA from Amaranthus tricolor (Joseph's coat), 798 nucleotides. Its product is annotated as dof zinc finger protein DOF3.5. The transcript has a single exon. NCBI's taxonomy places the organism in Eukaryota, Viridiplantae, Streptophyta, Magnoliopsida, Caryophyllales, Amaranthaceae. The record is from RefSeq and is a predicted model, not a curated record. Gene Ontology annotation, biological process: regulation of DNA-templated transcription. Gene Ontology annotation, molecular function: DNA binding; DNA-binding transcription factor activity. Bases 1 to 798 code for a protein of 265 amino acids.